Molecule: messenger RNA, 4496 nt
Organism: Teleopsis dalmanni
Lineage: Eukaryota; Metazoa; Arthropoda; Insecta; Diptera; Diopsidae
Exons: 8
Coding region: 83-4462 (1459 amino acids)
Source: RefSeq, a predicted model, not a curated record
UAAAUAUAAAUAUUUAUAACUUUGACAAUACAGUUCUUGCACUAAUUUCUUUCAAGAUAUCUUUGAUUUGCAUUUCGUCACAAUGUCGAAAAAGGAAAAAUAUCAUAAAAAUAAAUCUAAGUUUAAAGUGUUUGCAAAAUCGAAUGUCCGACGUUUAAACAGUUUAUCAAUGUUAGCCAAAAGUCCAGGUGAUACAGGACAGUCAUAUCUUGGAUCUAAAACUUAUAAAAGUGAUAACUCAGAAAAUAGUGAUAAUAUCGUUACUGAUAUGGAUGAUAAUAGCUUUAAUUAUUUGUACGACUUCGAUAAAGACCAUACAACUGUAAAAAAUCUCAAUUCAUUAGAAAACACUGAAGUAAAACCUUCAGUAAGCAAAGAGGCUAUUAAAAAACAAGAAGUACCAAAACUUGGUAAGGACUCUCAGGUUCAUAAAAAAAUAUCAUCUAAACCAUGUGUUAUAAGUAAAUUAGAGUUGGGAUCUGCAGAUAAAGAAUUUGCGAAAAUCUUCAAACAAUAUGAAACCGAUGUUUCAAGUGAGGAAUCUUCUGUUAAAGAGAAAUGUAAUUCAUCAACUACUGUACCUACGACAGCCACUUUCAAAAAUGUGACAAAUAAAAGUAAUGCUUCUACUUCUCCAGUAAAUAUCUCAACAAAUCAAUUUCAUGAGUUAUCUGUAGCUAAGAAAAUACAUAUUGCUAAGAAUGAUGAUCGAAACGAAAGUAAUUUUUCAAAGAAUGUCAGGCUAAAGUCUACGAAUUCAUCUUCAUCACUUGAUAAUUAUAAUGUUAGUCCACAAUCAGAUCAGUCAAACACUGAAUUAAGUGAUGACAAUUAUUCAGAUGAUGAGCAAAAAAAUACUAAACAUAAAAGCAAUACAUCCAGCGAUGAAAUGAAAAUUCAGAAAACUACGUUAUCAGAACAAAAGCUAAAUAAAAAAACCCUAAACAAAGACCAAUUAUAUAGUAAUAUAUCAGAUAGUCAACGAAAUGAAGUACCUAUUUCAGCUUUAGAUUAUAGCACUAAAACUAUCCUUACAAAAAACCAAAAUCAAUCUCCAAUAAUGAAUAAAAGGCGCUCAUAUAAACAUAAAUAUAAGCACGUUUCUUCUGAGUCAGAGAGUGAAGACGAAAGAAUUACUGUAGACAAAAAACAAGUUAUACAAAAUCGAAAUAAUGAAACUGACCAUCCUUAUAAGAAAAAGUCAUUCAAUGAAAUACCGCAAACUUCGUUUAACACGGAUAAUAAUUCUAAUAUUGGAAUUAUUGGAAAAAACUCCAAAAAUCCAAAACACAUCGAGCAUAUGCAAAUAAAUUCUGAACCCGAAGAAAGUGAAGACGAAUUUAUUAAACAACUGAAACAAAAAUAUAGUUCAAAAACUGAUUUUAAUGAUAAAAAUAAAUCAGUUUUGAAACACGGUGUUCGCUCAGAUAUAACAGAAUCCGUUAAAACUAAAGAAAUGCAUCAAAAUAGAAAUGAGGACUUCGUUUCUUCUGAUUUCGAAAGUGAUAAUGGAAUUGAUCAACAAAUUAAACAAAAGUUUGAUCACCCAACAGGUUCCACAAAUAAAAAUAAAUGGGGCUUAAACCAGGUAGAACAAAGUUUAUCAAUCACAGAUAUUCACCGAAAUUUUAAAAAUAAACAUCUAAACCAAAAACUCAAAUCCAAGCAAAUUAAUACCAAAUCAGAAAAUGAAGAGGAAUUUAAUCCACCUAAACCAAAUCUGACUUCGAAAACUAAUAAAAAAAAUAACACUAAAUCAGUUUCAAAACAGGCCUUACAGACAUCAUCAGUUAAGGGUGUAUCUGAAAAUAAUGUUGGAAGUAAAGUCAAGCGUCAAAAUAAUGUUUCAGAGCAAGUUUCUUCCGAUUCAGAAUGUUGGAAUGAAAUCAUAAAACAACGUACUUAUAAAUCAGAAAGUGAAGAAGAAUUCAUAAACCAACUUAAACAAAAUCUAGAUGCGAAAACUAAUUUAAAAAAUAAGGGUAGUUCAGUUUCAAAGAAAACUCCACAAACACCAUCAGUCAUGAAUUUAAGCAAUAACUCUGAAAAUGGAUUAUGUAGUAAAGGCAAGAGACAAAAUAAUGCGUUACAGCCGAAUUCAGAAAGUGGAGAUGAAAUUAUUAAACAACUUAAACAAAAAUUGGACACUAACGCUGAUUAUAAAAAUAAAAUGCUUUUGAAACGAACACCGAACGUGAGACCGGUAAUAGGUGUCAAUACUGAUUCUGAAAAUAAUGUUGAUAAUAAACAAAGGAGUCAAAAUAGUGCUACACAACACGUUGCUUUCAGUUCAAUAAAUGAGAAUGAAAUCGCCAAACAGUUGAAGCCAGAUCUAAAAACAGAUUAUACUUUUAAGAAUAAAUCAGUUUUAAAGCAGACAUCUAAAGAUACAUGUGAUCAGAAACUAAACAAUAAUUCUGGAAAUGUUAUAGAAAAUGAAGGCAAUAAUCGAAAGAGCGCUGGAUCUGAUAACGAAGAAGCAUAUAAAAUCCAAGGUAAUAUUACAAAUCAUGCUUUUUCUGGAUUUGAAAUUCAUGAUGAAAUUAUUCAACAAUUUAAACGUAAUGUGGACAAUAUGAUGGACUUAGAUUAUCCCAAAAAAUCACUUUUACCAUCAAACAGUAUUGGUGUUAGCUCUGAAUCUGAAAAUGAAAUUGAAAGUAAAAACAAAAAUCAAAACAGUGAGAAGAAAGCGUAUAAAUUUCGUGAAAAAUUAAAUCUUAAAAAUAGAUAUGAUUCAAGAUCUUCUAAUAUUAAAAUCAGAAGCAUAGAAGCAGAUUUUGAAGUAAGCUCUGAGCACGGAAGCGAAUCUCAAACAGAAAUAUUGGACGAAUGUGAGAAAAUAAACUCACAUCUUAAAAAAUCUGAACAAAUGAAUGCUAAUAACAAUUACAAUGUAGUUGCUAUAUUUAAACGGGACUCUCCUACCAACCCUAAAUCCAGUACUGAACCUAAGUCAGAUACAAAAUGUAUUAUUACAAAUAAUGCUGAAACAUGUACUACCGAUAUUAAAGAUAGUAUUAAAAAAAUGGUUCCUGAAACCAAUAGCAUAAGUUCUUUUACAAAUGAAAAAAAUAGUAGUCCUAAAAUAUGUCCAGAAGAAUUUAAUUCAGAAGAUGAAACUGAUUAUGAAAAUAUUUGCAGGAGUAUUGUCACUCAAUUUAAAAAAAAAGAAAAUGUUAGAAGCAAAUUAGAAUUAGAAAACGAAAAUAGUGAUACUGAUAUACAAAAAUAUUAUAGCAAAAUCAUAAAAGAAAAUUUUGAAAUUAAAUCGGAUUUAAGUGAUACCGAUAUUGUUAUCAAUAAUGGCAAUAAUAAUAAUGACCAAGAACAAAUAGAUACUAUCUAUGAAGACAUUGAAGCAAUUUCUACAAUUAAUAAAGAAAAGUCGGAAAUAGGAAAUAUUUCUAAUGGAGCAAUUCUUAAACGUCAUGAUUUAUAUAAAUCGGGGGAAAGCAACAAAGCGCGCGCAAAACCUAUUGAAGAGCAACCUGGUAAUCAGGAACAAAUACUUUAUUCUAAUUCUGAUAUGGUUGCGCGAGAUAUAACUCAAAGUGAGAAAAUUAAAAAAUCAAUUUUAGCAAAAGCAGUACAGAAAAAACAAAAGGAUAACGUACUAUAUGCAAUUCCCAAAAUGGAGUAUGGAAGUAAUGAAUCUGAUUCUGUUGUCUCUGACUCAGACAGUGAUAUAGACUUUGCUAAAAUUGCUAUAGAAAAUAAAAGCAUCAUAUCAGACACUAACAUCAAAAAUAACCAACAUAAAACAAUCACCAAUCAACAAAGUGAACAUGUAUCCAAGAAUAAAGUACUGAAUAAGAACUCGUACGGUGGAGCAAGUUACGCAAAACCACCAGGUUUUAAAAGCGCAGCAAAAACCACAAACACUUUAGACAAAGCAUUAAAAGCAACAAUCCCGAAGGUGGGAAGCCCCUCUACGUACAAUUCAGCUUAUAUCAAAAUGGCAAAUAUAGUUAGAGAAAAACAAUUUGACAACUCUCCAAAAAUAGAAACUCGUGUACCAAGAGUUAGAACUCAACAACCUACAACAGAGAUAUCAAAAAAACCAGUUCCCAAUAAACGAAUUGAUAAUAUAACAGAAUUCAAUAAACCCAAUGUCAACAGUAAUGCAAAGCUUAAGUUUAACAACACUGUAGGAGUUAGUAAACCGGAAGCAAACAUUAAUUUAAGUCCUCUACAAAAGAGAUUAAACCACAAUAAAAAUUCAACUGGAAAUUGCGCUAUUCAAGAGUUCAAGUUUGAAAAUGACAUGAGUAAAUAUAGACAAACGCUGGACACUAGCCUUUUAGUAAAGAAACGGAAACCGCAGAAUGUUCCUGCUACCAAUCAGAUAUUAAAUAAAAAGAUUGGAAAUAAAACUAUAACUGAUAAUGCCCGUGGAAUACAAAAAGGUGUUAGAGGUUCAAUUGGUGCUGAUAAACUGAAGUUUAACAGAAAUUUAUAAAUAUUAAAAUUAUUGUUUUGGAGAAUUUAUUACU